Molecule: messenger RNA, 5791 nt
Organism: Cyclopterus lumpus (lumpfish)
Lineage: Eukaryota; Metazoa; Chordata; Actinopteri; Perciformes; Cyclopteridae
Product: intersectin-2-like
Exons: 39
Coding region: 140-5290 (1716 amino acids)
Biological process (GO): positive regulation of Rho protein signal transduction; intracellular signal transduction
Molecular function (GO): calcium ion binding; protein binding; guanyl-nucleotide exchange factor activity
Source: RefSeq, a predicted model, not a curated record
CCCGGCUACUGGGUCGGUUCCUCCCUCUUCAGUAGCUACGAUUUCCUGCCUGGAUGUCGGAUUACCAUCGCAGUUCAACCGCAACAGAUGUCUGAGAGCUAGCCAGCUGAGUAGAGGACUCACCUCUCCACCUGCAGCCAUGAAUGGCGCAGCCAGCGUGUGGGCCAUCACUCCAGAGGAGAGGGGGAAACACGACAAACAGUUUGACAGCCUCGGCCCCGUCCUCGGCUACGUCUCAGGAGAACAAGCCAGGAAAUUCUUCCUCCAGUCCGGCCUGCCUCCUUCUGUGCUGGCUGAGAUCUGGAACCUAGCUGACAUGGACGGCGAUGGGAAGAUGGACAGACAGGAGUUUUCCAUCGCUAUGAAGCUCAUUAAACUCAAGCUUCAGGGCCGGAACUUACCGUCUGUCCUGCCAAUCACCAUGAAGCAACCUCCCGUCUCCAAUUCUGCUCCAACCAUCCCUUCAUCAGCACGUUUUGGAAUGGGUUCUAUGCCAAACCUGUCAAUUGGUCUGUCAUCCAUGUCAGCUAGGUCCGCCAUGCCCAUCCUAACACCCAUUGCGGCUAACCACUCCAUGCACUCCGUGCAAACCCUUGUGCCAACGCCAAUGACUCUGCCCCUCAUCAACUGCCUGGGAAACCCUGGACUCCCCAACGGCAAUUUCAACCUCCUCACCCCACCUCUUGUUCCCAACAAUUCAGCGCUCCCUCUCUCUGGCUUUUCCUCUCCCACGGCGUUCUCUCCGUCCACCGGCAUGUCGAACGCCAACUCUCUUCUGGACCUUGGAUCCAGCAGUUCAAACUCUUCCUCCACCACGUCGUUGGCCAGUAACUCUCCGAAGACGGGUGCAUGCGAUUGGGCCGUCCCGCAGGGCUCGAGGCUCAAGUACCGUCAGCAGUUCAACACGCUCGACAAGCUCAUGAGUGGCUACUUGUCCGGACCUCAGGUUAGAAAUGCGCUGAUUGCGUCCAACCUGACCCAGACUCAGCUCGCCACCAUCUGGACCUUGGCAGAUGUGAACAAGGACGGUCAGCUGCAAGCUGAUGAGUUCAUUCUGGCCAUGCACCUCGUGGACAUGGCCAAAACUGGCCGACCACUACCCCUCACACUGCCUCAAGACCUGGUGCCUCCCUCUUUCAGAGGUGGAAUCAAGCCCAGUGAGCUUGUUAAUGGGACGGGGCCCUACAUAACCCCCUGUCUAAUAGAAACACUCGAGAUAGAACCUGCACAAAAGAACAAGAGCAGCGUGUCCUUUGAGGACAAGCUGAAGGCGAACUUUGCGCGAGGCAGCGCCGAACUGGAGAAACGUCGGCUGGCUCUGGAGGAAGAGCGGAGAAAGGAGAGGGAUAGGAGAGACAGGGAGGCGAGGGAGGCUCAUGAAAGGAGGGAGAGGGAGACGAGGGAGCAGGAAAACCGGAGGAGGCUUGCGGAGGAGAGGCGCUUGGAGAGUCAUAGAGAAAUGGAGAGACAGAGGGAGGAGGAGAGGCUGAGGGAGCUGGAGAGGAAGGAGGCGGCGAAGCAGGAGAUGGAGCGCCAGCACAGGGAGGAGUGGGAGCGUGCGAAGAGAGAGGAGCUGGGCAGGAGGAAAUGUGGGGAGCAGGAGGAGAUCUUCCGACUCAGGGCCAAAAAGAAGAGUCUAGAGUUGGAGCUGGAGGAUGUGGGAAACAAGCACAAGCAGAUCUCAGACCGUCUCCGUGACGCUCAGAGCAAGAGGCGGGUUCUGAAGGCGGAGGUGGACCAUGUCAAUCAGAAGAGGGACUCGCGCAUCAUAGAGAUCAACACACUGCAGCUUCAGUUUGAGGACUGGCAGACGAAGCUCUCCCAGCUGGUCCCAGAACAGCAAAGAUUGACAGAGAAGCUAAGAAACAUCAACCUCAACAAAAUCCCCCCGACGACUCUGACCUCGCUGACCGGGACUGUGACGGAGAAAGGAGGGAAUUGCCGGAGGCUGAAGGACCAGCUCGACACUCUGGAGAGGGAGACCACCGACAAACUGUCCCAGAUGGAGCAGUACAACAAGGAGCUUAAGGAGCUGAGGGAGAAGCAGGUGAGGCAGCAGGCUGUCCUGGUCGACCUGCACAGAGUCAAAGAAGAGAAACUGAGGGAGCUGCAGAGGCGCAGGGACGAGGAGAUGGAGAGGAAGAGGAGGGAGGAAGAAGAGGCAGCCAGACAGGCAAAGCUAGAGCAAGAGAGAAGAGAGCAACAGGAGAAGGAGGAAGAGGAGGCGCGUCAAAGGAGGCUCCUGGAGGAGCAGAGGGCCAGACAAAGGGAGGAGGAGGAGGAGAGGGAGGCACAGGCUUGCCUCCAAGCAGCCCAGGAGAAAGCGCAGGAAGAGGAGAGGAGGAGGAGGGAGGAGGAGGAGAAGGAGAAGGAGAAGAGGAAGAGGGAGGAGGAGGAGAAAGAGAAGAGGAAGAUUGAGGAGGAGCAGGAAAGGAAACGGAAAGAAGAGGAGGAGGAGAGGAGAAGGAAAGAAGAGCAGGAGAGAGGAGAACAACAGCCGGUGUUGGAUGCUCAGCGCCCCUCCAAGCUGACCACGUAUCGAGCUCUGUACUCGUUUGUGGCCCGAAACGCAGACGAGCUGAGCAUCGACGCAGACGGCCUGAUAGAGGUGGAUGAGCAGACCGUCGGUGAGCCUGGCUGGUUUUGCGGGAGUUACCAUGGAAACAGGGGCUGGUUCCCCCAGAGUUACGCAGAGAAAUGUCCAACACCCUCCACUACCAAGACACCCGUCCCUUCUUCAAUUGGAAAAUCGUCCUGUCCGCCGCCGCCACCACUUAACACAAGAGUCCCAGACAAGAAGGCAGCAUGUGACAUCACUGUUCCUGCCCAAUCGAACGCGUCACAGUCCUCCGCCCCUCUGUUGGCUCGAGCCGUCUCCUCGUGGUCAGCCACCUCAGAAACAAACCUCACUCUCGCCUCCGGCACGGGUGACGUCGUCACCGCGAUGCUGAGCUUCUCCCAGGGCGACGUCAUCGGCGUGCUGCAGCAGCGGGAGGACUGGUGGUUGGGACAGCUCAACGGGACUCAGGGAUGGUUCCCAAAAAGCUAUGUCACCGUGGAGACGGGAGGCAAUACAGAUUUGGAUGACACAUCUGACACUGUUCAGCUAGAAGAGUAUGUUGCUCUGUACACAUAUGAGAGCCCGGAGGCGGGGGACCUGACGUUUGUUGAGGGAGACGUUGUCACGGUGACGGAAAGGGAAGGAGAAUGGUGGCGAGGAUGCAUCGGGGAUCAGACCGGGGUUUUCCCCUCUAACUAUGUCCGACCUGUUGAACCAGAGGUGUCAAAACCUGGAGCUCUAAUCAAAAAGCCUGAGAUAGCCCAGGCAGUCACCACCACCACCUCCACCGCUGUUGCCCCGACGAUGCAUCAGCUGCAUCUGUCUCCAGGGCAACUGAUUGUGGUCCUGGCCAAGAACUCCACUGGCUGGUGGCUCGGGGAACUGCAGGCUCGAGGCAAGAAGCGGCAGAGAGGCUGGUUUCAUUCCUCUCACGUCAAGCUCCUCGGUCCCUCCAGCAGCAAGCCCUCCCCCUCCCCUCUGCCAGUGUGCCAAGUUAUUGCAAUGUACGACUACACGGCCGCCAAUCGAGAUGAGCUGAGCUUCUCCAAGGGACAGCUGAUCAGCAUCCUGGACAAGACCAACCCUGACUGGUGGAAAGCAGACAUCAAUGGGGUCACGGGCCUGCUGCCCACCAAUUACAUCAAGAUGACAACAGAAUCAGACCCCAGUCAGCAAUGCACAGUAGAGACCUCAUCCAUGUCAGGGCAUGGAGAGACUGACGGGUGCGCUGACCUGAUGACGCUGGACACGAUGACCCCUCAGGAGAGGAAGAGGCAGGGUUACAUCCACGAGGUCAUCCAGACUGAGGAGACCUACGUGGAAGACCUGGAGCUGGUUCUCGAGGUCUUCUACAAGCCCAUGUCCGAGUCGGGCCGGCUGACAGAAGCUGAGAUGGGAGUGAUCUUUGUGAACUGGAGGGACCUGAUAGUGUGCAACACCAAAUUACUCAAAGCGCUGCUCGUCCGUAAAAAGACCGAAGGAGAGAACAUGCCGGUUCAGCUGAUCGGGGACCUGUUGGCUUCGGAGCUCGCGCACAUGCAGCCUUACAUCCGCUUCUGCUCCUGCCAGCUCAACGCCGCUGCCCUGCUGCAGAGCAGAACCCACAACCAGCCUGACUUCAAAGACUUCCUCAAGAAGAUUGCCACUAACUACCGCUGCAAAGGAAUGCCACUGUCCAGCUUCCUCCUCAAGCCCAUGCAGAGGAUCACACGCUACCCCCUGCUCAUAAAGAACAUCCUGGAGCACACCCCGGACUGUCAUGCGGACCGCAGCCCGCUGAGGGAGGCUCUGGAGCGGGCCGAGGAGCUGUGCUCUCAGGUCAACGAGGGAGUCCGGGAGAAGGAGAACUCCGACAGGCUGGAGUGGAUACAGGGCCACGUGCAAUGUGACGGACCCAUAGAGCACUUGGUCUUCAACUCGCUGACUAAUUGCCUCGGGCCUCGCAAGCUGCUCCACAGCGGCCGGCUUCACAAAACCAAAAGCAGCAGGGAGCUGUGGGUUUUCCUCUUCAAUGACUUCCUCCUCCUCACACACAGCGCCAAACCCUUCUCCUCCUCAGGACCAGACAAGCUAUUCAGCCUCAAGACCAACAUCCAGCUGAAGAUGUACAAAACACCACUGUUUCUAAACGAGGUGUUGGUAAAAAUGCCGGCGGACCCGUCCAGCGAUGAGCCGAUCUUCCACGUCUCGCACAUCGAUCGCGUCUACACACUCAAAACCGAGACCUUGAACGAGAGGACAACGUGGGUCCAGAAGAUCAAAGCAGCAUCGGAACAAUUCAUAGAGACGGAGAAGAAAAAGAGAGAGAAGGCGUACCAAGCACGUUCCCUGAAGACCAGCGGUAUCGGACGACUGCUGGUGACCGUCACUGAAGCCCAGGAGCUCAAAGCCUGUAAACCCAACGGUAAGAGCAACCCGUACUGCGAGCUGACGAUGGGGGCUCAGUGCUACACCUCCCGACCCAUCGGCGACACUCUGAACCCAAAGUGGAACUUCAACUGCCAGUUCUUCAUCAAAGACCUCUACCAGGACAUCCUGUGCAUCACUGUGUUUGAGAAAGACCAGUUCUCACCAGACGAUUUCCUGGGUCGUACUGAAGUUCCUGUGGCGACCAUAAAGAAAGAGAUGGAGAGCAAAGGUGCAGCGAACCGUCGCCUACUGCUCCACGAAGUCCCCACUGGAGAAGUGUGGGUCAAGCUAGACCUGCAGCUUUACGAGCCAACCAGAUGAUGACACACAGCCAAAAUACUCCCUCAGGCACUCGCACCACUUAUUUUUUUUUAGAGUAAUGAAGAGAAGACAUUUUGCAAACGCGCAAACAGCCGCACAAAUCUAGAAGUGCCUAUCUGUAGCUGUGCCUUGAAAAACUCUUGAUUUUACUGGGUUUUUUUUGAGUCCCCUAAACUCAUUUAAGUGACCUUGCCAAAAAUGGAGAACGUCGAACCGAUGGAGUAGAAAUGUAUUGUGGAAAAAGGGUGUUCUUGUUCCCAACAAACGAAUUGGAGUUGCGAAAUGGUUGAGUUUUUACAAAUAUGUACAGCAUGCUAUUUUACUCUUCAUGGAGGAAUACCGCCCGUCCAACAUGUCCUCUUUGUUCAUAGGAAGACGUGCAUCCUGUUAUGCCGUCGUUUAAAAAAAUGCUGCACACUACUGUUCAAUGUCAAAUGUUGACUUUAAGUUUGCUAUUACGUCCUGAAAAUGGCAUGAAUAAAAUGGACAUACGGUAAACAU